AUGUCAGCCGAGUACUACACGACGCCCCUCCCCACCGCGGUGCCCAUGCGGACCGCCAUUGCAAAUCCGACUCGCGUCUCUACUCACAUCAUGGCCGGCGGCAACGACAUGGGCAACGAUGACUGGCAGCACCAGCUGAUUGACUGCUGCUCCGACAAGGGCUGCUUCUCCGACAAUUGCCUCUGCCUCCAAACCUUCUGUUGCGCGCCGUGCGCGUACGGACAGCUCGUCAACCGGAUCAAGACAGGAGUCCCCGGCGACUUCUUUGGUGACUCCUCAGCGUGCGCCACCUUCACCGGCCUCUACUGCAUUCCAUAUGUCGGCUGGAUCGUGGCUGCGGCGCACAGCGCCCAGAUCCGCAAAGAGAUCCGCGCGGCGUACCGCCUCCCGGAGACACCGUGCGGUGACGUCUGGGCGUCCCUGCAGGCGCUCGCUAUGCUGCCCAGCCUGUGGCGCCGGUCCAUGCUUCGCCUCGCCUAA
Molecule: messenger RNA, 480 nt
Organism: Emiliania huxleyi CCMP1516
Lineage: Eukaryota; Haptophyta; Isochrysidales; Noelaerhabdaceae
Exons: 3
Coding region: 1-480 (159 amino acids)
Source: RefSeq, a predicted model, not a curated record